Molecule: messenger RNA, 1031 nt
Organism: Hevea brasiliensis (rubber tree)
Lineage: Eukaryota; Viridiplantae; Streptophyta; Magnoliopsida; Malpighiales; Euphorbiaceae
Product: tubulin-folding cofactor B
Exons: 10
Coding region: 103-831 (242 amino acids)
Biological process (GO): tubulin complex assembly; post-chaperonin tubulin folding pathway; cytoplasmic microtubule organization
Cellular component (GO): cytoplasm; nucleus; microtubule plus-end
Molecular function (GO): microtubule plus-end binding; alpha-tubulin binding
Source: RefSeq, a predicted model, not a curated record
UCACCAUUGUAGUUCUCCCUAAUUGUCGUCUAAUUGAACUGAAGGAUACAAGGAGCCUUGCCACAUCUCGAGCUCUGUUCAGUUCAGUGCGAUUGAGGAAAGAUGGCAACUCGGCUUCAGAUGGCUGUGGAUGACUCAGUCCUCUUGCGUGUCACUCAUUCCAACCUCAAGACCUUCUCUGCCAGUGUUCGCUUCUCCCUUCAGUCUACAGUAGAAUCUGUAAAAGAGAAGCUGUGGAGGAAAUGUGGGACAUCAGUUAAUUCAAUGUCCUUGGAGCUUUAUGAUGACACUAACUCCAAAAUUUCUGAUUUAACUGAUAAUUCCAGACCCCUUGGUUUUUAUUCUCCUCUUGAUGGGUUUCGGCUACAUGUAAUAGAUCUUGACCCUUCGUCAGUAACAUCGGGUGGAUGGCUGGAAGACACUUCAUUGGUGGAGAAAUACACAAUUUCAGAAGAGGACUAUGACAAACGCAGUGGCACUUUCAGAAAAUUUAAAGAAAAAUUGGUCUCUCAAAAUCCAUCAGCCUUUGAGCCUAAGAUAACUGACAACUACGUGGAAGACCUUUGUGCACAUAUCAAGGUGGGAGACAGAUGUGAAGUUGAACCAGGGGAGAAAAGAGGGGUUGUCAAAUUUGUUGGUCGAGCAGAAUCUCUUGCACCAGGUUUUUGGGUUGGAGUUCAAUAUGAUGAACCAUUGGGGAAACAUGAUGGCAUGGUGAAAGGAGUACGCUACUUUGACUGCCCUCCACUUCAUGGUGCAAUGGUUAGGUCUGAUAAAGUAAAGGUUGGUGACUAUCCAGAAAGAGAUCCCUUUGAGGAUGAAGAAAUAUGAACUAGAGAUGGCAAAAUUGUCCUUUUCCUGUAUGCGUUUCAUAAUCAUCACAUUUUUUUAGUGUGAGAAUUGUGUAAGUUCAAUUAUUAUUAUUAUUUUUGAGGGCAAGGGGUAGGGUGUUGGUGUUUGUAUCUGAGCAUCUGAGUAUCUGAGCAAUGUUUUUGUAUCUGAAAAUGGCAGAAUAUGAUGAAUUACUCUUC